Messenger RNA from Danio rerio (zebrafish), 1116 nucleotides. RefSeq names its product G protein-coupled receptor 34 like (gene gpr34l). Gene Ontology annotation, molecular function: G protein-coupled receptor activity; oxysterol binding. The record is from RefSeq and is marked provisional. Gene Ontology annotation, cellular component: membrane; plasma membrane. Lineage: Eukaryota; Metazoa; Chordata; Actinopteri; Cypriniformes; Danionidae. Gene Ontology annotation, biological process: G protein-coupled receptor signaling pathway; signal transduction.
AUGUUGUCUCAACCCAACCUGAUUUCUGUGGAACCCAGCAUUUCUCACAGUGUUAAUUCCAACCCGUUUUUUAACUUCUCCAUCAGGCAUCCCGUCACGACCAGAUUUGAAGAAGUACUCAUCAACUUUUCAGGCAUUACGAUGUCUCCGCAAGGCAAUUUCAGCAGCAACCAAUCCUGCAUGAUCCACGAUGGCAUGCUGUCUCCGUCUUUACCCAUCGGCUACAUCAUCAUCUGCUGUGUGGGUCUGCUCUGCAACACCAUAACGCUCUACAUCUUCUUCCUACGCCGGCACAUUGAAUCCUCCAUGGCGGUAUACAUGCAACAUCUAGCGCUGGCGGAUACCCUGCUAGUGCUGUGUUUACCCCUGCGCGUCUAUUACCACAACACAGCAGGACCGUUUAGCGUCUGCAAGGCGGUGGGCGUCUUAUUCUACAUCAACAUGUACUCCAGCAUCCUCUUCCUCACUCUCAUCAGCCUGGACCGCUACCUGAAAAUCAUCAAACCCGUGUGGGUUUUCAGCAUCCAGAAGAAAAGCUGGAGCCGAAAAGCAAGCUACGGUGUUUGGGUGUUGCUAAUUUUAGGAAUGAUCCCGUUUUUGAUCGGCAGUGGACAGAAGCACGCUUGCGAUAAUAUUUGCUUUCACUUCCACAGCAAGGGGAUUGUCGCCGGAGGAGUGAAUAUAUCAACAGUCGUCAUCUUCAUCGUCUUCUACAUCGUGUUUAUUAGUUUCUACAUCAAGAUCAUUCACAAACUCAAGGGUAUGUCAUUGGGGAACGGCGAUCUGAAGGCUAAAAAGCGAGUGAUGAUCAAGACUUUUUUGGUUCCGGCUAUAUUCACUGUGUGUUUCCUGCCGUAUCAUGCUGUGCGGAUACCGUACGUUCUGGCUCAGCUGGAUGUGAUCGCGGAUUUGCCGAGUCAGCAGUUGCUGCAUGUGUUAAAUGAGAGCACUUUGCUCUUGUCAACGCUAAACAGCUGUCUGGACCCUAUUAUAUACUAUUUCUUGUCCAGCUCGUACAGAAAAACCAUACUGUGCGCCAUUCAGGGCAAGUUCAAAAACAUGUACGCUUUAAACAGGAGGAGAAUCAGCAUCAACCGCUCGCUGACGGAGAUUUGA